GAGCCUCCCCUGGCACAGCUCGAGGCCGUUCCUUCUUGUCCUGGCCCCGUUCCCUGGGAUCAGAUCCCAAAUCCCCCCUGGCAGAGCCCAAAAUUCCCCCUGGAUCCCCCUUUUCUCCAGGCUGAGCCCCCUCCAGCUCCCUCAGGAUUUUCCAGACCCUUCCCCAGCCCCGUUCCCAUCCCUGGCCCUGCUCCAGCCCCUCCCUGUCCCUCUUUCCAUGACUGUCCAGACCUGGACACAGCCCUGGACAUUCCCCUCCCCAGGGUGGGCACUGGGGACAAUCCUUGCCCUGGUCCCGCUACUCAUUUUGGCCACAAUUCUUUGAUUUCUCUUUUUAAUACAAAUUUGAUGUCGGGAUUUUAAUACAAAUUUGAUUCGUCGGGAUUUUGGCCGUCGGCCUCCAGGGAAAUCUUCACGUUUUGAGGAUCUCCAGGAUCUUCCAGGACCUGUCCCGGGUGUCCCAGCUCCACCAGGUGACACCCAGGGCGAUGAGGGGUGAACUCCCCGAUCCCAGUGGCCUUUGGGGUGGUUUUUGUGCCCGUUUCUGGUGCCAGGAGGUCACACCCAGCCCGAGAAGGUGACAAACUUCACGCAGCAGUCGCAGCUCGGAGCCGCCGCUUUCUCCCCGCGGAAAAGCCGUCCCAGCCUGGAAAAGAGGGAAGAGAGACCCAACCAGUUCCCCCGAGACAUCAAAGGCUCUGGAAUUCUCCUCUGCUCGCUGCCACCCAGCCCGAAGUCACCCGGUGACACAACCAGGGACAGGAGUGACUCGCACCAGAGGCGAGGCCGUUCUCCACCAGGCGACCCAGGGGGGUUUUGCCUCUUCUCCCUCCAAAUUUGGGUGUUCGCUGCGGUGGGUUUUGGUCAUUUCCAGGAAAUCAAUAAAUUUGGGAUUUGUGAUUCCUUGGGUUGGGAGCUUGCUGCUGACUGCAGGAAAAAUUUCCUCCUUUUUUUUAAUGUUUUUUUGUUCAAACUCUCCCUUUGAGCUUUUCUUGCUCAAAUCUGUUAUGGGCUGAACGAUUCCAAUGGUUUUCCAACGUGGUUUUUUUUUUUUUGGAGGGGAAGGGAACAGAUUCGAUUCACGUUUUUGGGUUUAUGCAUUUCCAGCUGGGUGGAAUUCAGCGGGUUUGGGGUAAAACGAAGGGAAAAGGGUGGUGGUCCCUCCUCGGGUCACCUGCCCGCUCGUCCCACACGAGGACAACGUCACCGUCACGACAACGGAGACGGGAUUUGAGUCAGAACUUGGGGAGCGGACGGAAAACAUCACGAGACGAGCGGUGAGCGAAGAGUUUCCAGCAGCUCGGUGGAAAAACAGGGCAGGAAAAGGUCAGAAGACGUGGCUAAAAAUAAAAGAAUCCCCCAAAUCCCACAUCCCAUCCUGUCCCUAAUGGUCCUCACGAGGUGCUGGGCUGGAGGGUGCUGGAGCAUCCCAAGAAGCUGCUCCGUCACCGGGUGAUUAUUGGCCGGGAAUCCACUCAUUUCCCAAAUUCCUCCCUGGCGUCUGCGGGGCCACGUGAAUUCCCGAGCUCCAGGUCCGGCUCCAGCCACGGAAAUAGGCGUUUUCCAUUAAAAAUAAUUAGGCAAAUCAUCCCUGGCGGGGCAGAGGCGGAGCGAGGCCGUGGGGAGCUCCGGGCGCCUGGGGCUCGGCGGCUCCGGAGGCCCGGGAACACAGCAGGAACAUCCCGGGAUAACGCGGCCGCCUCUGCCCUGCCGAUCCUCACCCGCUCUCCAUCCCAGGGAGAUGAAUUCCCAGUGCCCGCCCUGCUCCUGCCUGGAAGAGGCUGCCCAGAGCCAUCCCUGCACCGUGGUGGCCCCGGAGCAGAAUUCCCCGGCGGAUCCCUGCCCGUGCCAGGACGUUUGUCCCUCCUGUCCCUGCGAUCCCCCCCAGGUCCCCCUCGGGGUCACCUCCGGGCCCUGCGCGGAUCCCGUGAAAAUCCAGAGCUCGGGAGAAGAACCCUUCACCUUCGAGAGCCCCGGGAUGUGCCUGAUGAGGUUCCCGCUGCAGAAAUCCAUCCUGACCGUGGAGCUGUGUCCCCCCGGCACCGCCGACGCCUUCCCGCUGCCCCAGGAGGAGCUCGGGGUCACCGAAACCGCCGGGACCUGCCUGGACAGCCUGGAAAAGCUGCGCCAGGAGCUGCCGGCCGCCGAGCCCUGCGCCCUCGAGGUGGUGGAGAUGGGCACGGACCAGCCCUGCCAGGCCCAGGGCACGAUCCUGGGGGAUCCCUGUGCCUCCCAAAGUGGGAUUUCCAUGGAUCCCUGCACGUCCCAAAGUGGGAUUUCCAUAGAUCCCUGCGUGUCCCAAAGUGGGAUUUCCAUGGAUCCCUGCACGUCCCAAAGCGGGAUUUCCACAGAUCCCUGCACCUCCCAAAGUGGGAUCUCCACGGAUCCCUGCACCUCCCAAAGUGGGAUUUCCACAGAUCCCUGCAUGUCCCAAAGUGGGAUCUCCACGGAUCCCUGCACGUCCCAAAGUGGGAUUUCCACGGAUCCCUGCACGUCCCAAAGUGGGAUCUCCACGGAUCCCUGCGCCUCCCAAUCCCAGGGACUCGGGGACGCCGGAGAUGCCAAGGACAGCAAAUCCCAAGCGUCCCCACGGAGCCCGUUCCGCCUCAACUCCUGCACCUCCAGCAUCGUGGAGCGCUGCCUUUCCCGCUGCCAGAGCUGGUUCCGGGGCAAGAAAUAGGAUUGGGAUGAAGGAAGGGGGGCCCUGCCCGGCUCGGGUGAGUCUGAGCUUCCUGCGAGUUACGAAAAAAGAGGAAAAUGCUUCAGGUGAGAUUAAAAAAAAAAAAAAAAAGCUGCUUUUCAAUCAUCUCUUAAUUAGCUUAAUUAGUGUCUCAGCUGGAUUGCCCAACGAAAAGCGCAAUAAAUCAUGGGAAAAUGAUCCCAGUGGGAAUUGCAGCCGGGGUCCUGUUUCGUCACCCGGCGCCUUUUGGCCUCCCACGGACGGAGGAGGAGGCUCAGAGUCUGCUUUAAUUCAUUCUUGGUUUUGCCUUUGCGUUUUUAAUCCUCCUUCCUGAUGGUUUUCCCAAAUUAAAAUGGUGGGAAUAUUGAGGAAAGCAAACUUUCCUCGGAAAUAAAACUCGAGGAGCUCCUUC
Molecule: messenger RNA, 3092 nt
Organism: Serinus canaria (Common canary)
Lineage: Eukaryota; Metazoa; Chordata; Aves; Passeriformes; Fringillidae
Product: corneodesmosin-like
Exons: 2
Coding region: 1742-2680 (312 amino acids)
Source: RefSeq, a predicted model, not a curated record